AUGCUGCAGAGCUGGGGACCAGCACUGCUCAUCCUGGCAGCAGUGGUCCUCGUGGAGGGUCUUCAAGCAGCUCAGCCCGUUUGUGGGCAGCGUGGCCCUGGCCCCCCUGAGCCUCAGGAAGGCAUCACAGUACCUGGCGAGUGGCCAUGGCAAGCGAGUGUGAGGCGGUGGGGGGUCCACCUCUGCAGCGGCUCCCUGGUGGCAGAUACCUGGGUCCUCACUGCUGCUCACUGCUUUGAAAAGGCAGCAAUGACAGAACUGAACUCCUGGUCAGUUGUCCUGGGUUCUCUGCAACGUGACGGGCUGAGCCCAGGGGCCGAGACGGUGGGGGUGACAGCUCUGCAGCUGCCAAGGGCCUACAACCACUACAGCCAGGGCUCAGACCUGGCCCUGCUGCGGCUCGCCCAGCCCACGGCCCGCACACCCCUCUGCCUGCCCCAGCCCACCCAUCGCUUUCCUUUCGGGACCUCCUGCUGGGCCACAGGCUGGGAUCAGGACACCAAUGGUGGUAAGUGCUGGCGCAGCCUAAAGCCCAGAGAGGCACUACGCUUGCCCGGGGUCACACAGCCUCAGCUGCCAACUGUCCCUCUGCUCCAUCUCCCUUGCUCCCCACCAAGCCCCUUUCUUCUGCCAGCUCCCAGGACUCUGCGGAAUCUGCGCCUGCGUCUAAUCAGCCGCCCUACCUGUAACUGUCUCUACAACCGGCUGCACCAGCGGCUGCUGGCCAGCCCAGCUCGACCUGGGAUGCUGUGUGGGGGUGCCCAGCCUGGGGUGCAGGGUCCCUGUCAGGGAGAUUCUGGGGGCCCUGUGCUGUGCCGUGAGCCUGAUGGACGCUGGGUUCAGGCUGGGAUCAUCAGCUUUGCAUCAAGCUGUGCCCAAGAAGACACCCCCGUGCUGCUGACCAGCACGGCCGCUCACAGCUCCUGGCUGCGCGCUCGAGCUCAGGGGGCGGCCUUCCUGUCCCAGAACCCGGGGACCCCGGAGAUCAGUGAUGAGGACAGCUGUGUAGCCUGUGGAUCCUUGAGGAGAGAAGGCCCCCAGGCAGGAGCCCCCUCCCCAUGGCCCUGGGAUGCCAGGCUGAUGCACCAGGGGAAGCUGGCCUGUGGUGGAGCCCUGGUGUCAGAGGAGGUCGUGCUGACCGCUGCCCACUGCUUCAUUGGGCGCCAGACCCCAGAAGAAUGGAGCAUCAGGCUGGGGUCCGGACUAGAGGAGCGGGGCCUGAAGCAACUCAUCCUGCAUGGGGCCUACACCCAUCCAGAGGGGGGCUAUGACGUAGCCCUCCUGUUGCUGGCCCAACCCGUGACACUAGGCCCCAACCUUCGGCCGCUCUGCCUGCCCUAUUCUGACCACCAUCUGCCUGAUGGGGAACGCGGAUGGGUCCUGGGGCUGCCCUGCCCAGAAACAGGCACCAGCUCCCCUCAGACAGUGCCUGUGACCCUCUUGGGACCCAGGGCCUGCAGUCGGCUGCGUACAACUCUUGGGAGCGACAGUGUCCCCAUUCUGCCAGGCAUGGUGUGCUCCAGUGUCGUGGGUGAGCCACCCCACUGUGAGGGCCUGUCUGGGGCACCACUGGUGCACGAGGUGAGGGGCACAUGGUUCCUGGCCGGGCUACACAGCUUUGGAGAUGCCUGCCAGGGCCCCGCAAGGCCUGCAGUGUUCGUGGCGCUUCCCGCCUAUGAGAACUGGGUCAGCAGCUUGGACUGGCAGGUCUACUUUGCUGAGGAGCCAGAGCCCGAGGCCGAGACUGGAAGCUGCUUGGCCAACACGAGCAAACCAGCUGGCUGUUGAUAGGUGGCUCUGCGAUGCUGCUGCAGACACCGUCAGACAAUUUCUGAGUCACCACCCAUGUCCCUCUCCUGUAGUCCCUGCCUGCACAUG
Molecule: messenger RNA, 1878 nt
Organism: Enhydra lutris kenyoni (northern sea otter)
Lineage: Eukaryota; Metazoa; Chordata; Mammalia; Carnivora; Mustelidae
Gene: PRSS53
Product: protease, serine 53
Exons: 10
Coding region: 1-1788 (595 amino acids)
Biological process (GO): proteolysis
Molecular function (GO): serine-type endopeptidase activity
Source: RefSeq, a predicted model, not a curated record